Messenger RNA from Drosophila takahashii, 1420 nucleotides. RefSeq lists its product as uncharacterized. Lineage: Eukaryota; Metazoa; Arthropoda; Insecta; Diptera; Drosophilidae. The record is from RefSeq and is a predicted model, not a curated record.
AUAUACAGUUAUCUGUCUGAAACAAAAGCAGUCAGUACUCACAAAAAAGGAUAAACCUUUAAAGUACAGGAAAAUAUAGCGGAGGAGCGCAAGGACCAUGCACCACUUGAUUCAGGAGCCUCAGUUAAAAGAAAUCCAUGUGGAAACUGCUGAUAUUACUGGGAAGCUGGCCUGCGCAAGUACAGUGAAGCUAAAUGCCAAUGCCCAGGAAUUUGUGCCGCUUUAUAAGAGGGCAGAAUCUACCAAAGACGAAGCUAUGGUCGACCGCAAUGAUAUGAAGAAAACAGUGGAGGAUGAGCAGAAGCUAAAAUCUAACCUUACUUUGCCCUGGAAAGGAUUUCCCAAAAAGUCUGAAAAAUCUGCCCGCAGUGCCCAGGUAGUUUUAUUGAACGAUGUAGACUACAUGAUUCUCCCUUGCAUCAAGAGAGCGAAAAAGCCCAAGGAGGAGAAAUUACUUGUCGACUUGCCUCCACACACUGGUCCUAAGGAAAUGGCUCCGACUACUUCUUCCAAUGUGAUUCCAAGUACUUCUUCUCUAGCUGAAAAGCCCUUUGAUGUCGAGGAAAAGCGGCGUGAGCACGAGAGAAACGUGGCCUUAGAAGCCCUAAAAUUGUCGGAACAGCGCCGCUUGAGGGGACCUCUAAUCCCUCCGAUUCAAGGAGUUGAAAAUUCUGACAAGGUUCAGCCAGUUAUUCACCUCUCACGAUCCCCCAUACGAUUUACCCCGGAUGAAAGAGUAAAGGUGGAUCGUUUGAGGGCCGCGAAGAGGGAGCGUAUCGAGAGGAUCCUGCGGGAAAUGACAAAUGAGAAACAGGAGCAACUGAAGCUAGAGCAAUCGCAGCAGCAGAAGAAGAGUCGUUAUGAUGAAAAUGAACAAAAACCAUCCAUCGCCAUAGAACAGGAACCGGUGAAGAAAGUCGAGGUGGCCGAGGUGGUCCCCAAAAAGAGAUACAUACCGACCACCAAGGAGUGGGACGAGCAAUGUCGGGCCAAAUAUUUUGCCAAGAUGGGUGCAGAAAAAAAGAAUCAGGGCCUUACUUCAUUGCCAUCUCACAUCCAAACUCCAACUAAACCGCCUUUGGUUAACUCGAAUGUAGUCAACAUUACGGCAUCGGGAAUAAUCAGACUGGGCGAUCUCAGGGCCACAACGAAGCCUCGAUACUGUCCACCUGCUGAGCUCCUAGCUGCCGAGAAACGCAGGGGGAAUCUCACCCACUUCCGACCUCUGGCCAACUGGAACAUCCGUCGAAAUCCCCUGGCUCCGUUGAAGGAAUCAAUCAAUCAGAAGGGACACAUUGUGCAGCGCUAUAGCAUCGAGAAACUGUUGGAACUCGAACCGCAACCCGAAGAACUUGAAAAUCCGUCCCUGGAUGAGGCCCUGUGUAAUUUGGGAUUUUUGUGCGAUUGAUAUGAAUGUUAG